CUCAUUGAUGGUUCUUGAUGCCAGUCUCAGUAGGAACCCACCAGAGGGCAAGAGCAGAGAGCAAUGCCAACCACUGGGAAAAGGGACAACCAGGCAAGGCACCCAAGUUGUCGAGGUCUGCGUGGGGCAAAAAAGGAAGCUAAGCUGGCCUGGUUGUGGAGGAUAAAAGACAGAGUGCCCAGGCCCUCCCUGCUACUAACCCCACCCCAUCCCUGAUAGGGGCUGACUCAGCCUAUUCCCAGGCCCAGAAUCUUCCUCUGCUAGACCCUGGGCCCUUUGUCUCUGUAGUCAUGAGGCCUGAGGGGGGUGGGGACAAUGUUGAUAAAAGGCACUGGAGGCAGCUCCCACCCUUUCUCAGAGCUGCUGCCCACAUGCAGCCCCGGACACAGCCCUUAGCCCAGGCCCUGCCCUUCUCCCUUGGAGGGGUCCUGCGAGAUACUGGGCUCCGAGUGCCUGUCAUGAAGAUAGGCACAGGAUGGGAGGGCUUGCAGCGGACCCUGAAGGAAGUCGCCUACAUCCUCCUCUGCUGCUGGUGUAUCAAGGAGCUCCUGGAUUAAUGGCGGCAGAGAACUGCCUCUUCUCCCCAGCUGGCGUCACUCAGCACCCAGCCCAAGACUCCUGGGGCCAGCUGUGCUUCACCAAGGAUGGGCCACAAACAACAAAUGAAAUGCGGAUCGUGUUUUGAAUUGCGCCCUCUGUCAGACUUGCCUCAUCUCUGGGCCGCCUCAUCAGUUCUGGUGGGCAGGAGCUUGGCCUUCUGACAAAGACCCCAAUAAGAUUGCAGCAGGACCUGGAGCUCCUCCCAGCCUGGCACAGCGAGCCAACCAGCCCAGAUGGUGGACCUUACCAUACCGGCUUAGUACCAGGAAGGGGCGGCUCCCUAAGCCCCAGAUCUCUGUUUGAGAAUCACUGAGCUAUAUAUAUAAUAAAUAGGCUUUGAGGUCAAAAGUUCCAAAUGUCUGAAGGGGGAUCAGAAAAAAUCAGCAUUAGAAGGGUCUUGGAGCCAGGGUGCAGAACAAGAAGAAAAGCUUGUGAGACUGAAAGCCAGGUC
Messenger RNA from Loxodonta africana (African savanna elephant), 1051 nucleotides. RefSeq names its product lens epithelial protein (gene LENEP). The coding region runs from base 291 to 557 and encodes 88 amino acids. The transcript is spliced from 2 exons. The record is from RefSeq and is a predicted model, not a curated record. Lineage: Eukaryota; Metazoa; Chordata; Mammalia; Proboscidea; Elephantidae. Gene Ontology annotation, biological process: multicellular organism development.